Molecule: messenger RNA, 1736 nt
Organism: Haliotis rufescens (red abalone)
Lineage: Eukaryota; Metazoa; Mollusca; Gastropoda; Lepetellida; Haliotidae
Product: BPTI/Kunitz domain-containing protein 4-like
Exons: 5
Coding region: 298-918 (206 amino acids)
Molecular function (GO): serine-type endopeptidase inhibitor activity
Source: RefSeq, a predicted model, not a curated record
AGGGUUGAAUUGAAGUCUCCCAUCGCCUGAGCGUAAAUACUGUCCUGGGUAUUUAGCGGGCGGGGGGAGAAGCGGUCCCUGUAUACACGUGUUGAUGAAGGAAUUCCCCGCCACGUCUAGCGCGUAGUCUGGCUGUACUAUAAAUCACGACAUGAGAAUGGGGCGGCACACAGCAUCAGCUCUCGUCUGCCGUGCAAGUUCGGGUCAACUCACUGUCCCAGUCGUCUUGUCUUAGUCGUGCACAACAGAUUGACUCUUGUCAUCCACUGACACCCAUUCCGUUACUUCAAACUGGAUAUGAAUUACUUACUGGCCAGUUUUCCUAUUCACGGACUUGUGUUUUUAAUUCUGUGUGUGUUACCAACAUAUGCAUCCACGUUCUUCUCCGGUAACAGCAAGGAGUUAUGGCCGUACUUCAAGAUCAAGUGCGGCUUCCGAGAUUGCCCUUAUGGUUACGAGACUGACGUGGAAGGAAGUCCGAUAUGCAAGUGCCACGACCCCUGCAAGUAUGUUUACUGUAUGAAAGGAACGAAGUGCGUCAUCCACGUGCCGAAGACAUGUAACUGGCAAACAUGCAGACCAAAGGCAGGUUGCAAGGAUGUUGGCGGAAAGGGCCGUACGAAGAUCACCUUGUAUACAACGCCAUUGUCGGAUGAUGCCACGGCCUCGACCCACCCCUCCACCCCCAAUUCCCUGUGUCUCCUACCCCUCACGGAAGAGGCCAAGGACUGUAAGAAGAUGAGGAAGAGAUGGUACUUUGAUCCAGAGACUGGAAAAUGCCGAAAAUUCCGAGGUUGCAAAACGGGAGGAAAUAACUUCGGCCGGAAGAAGAGGUGCAAGAGGAAGUGCAUACGGAAACGGAGGUCACCCAAACGGAGAGGAAGAGGUAAGAACGCAAGAAGGAGAGCAAAGGAAUGAAGAGCGAGGGAAGAUCGUCUGAUCCGAAAAUAUGGCACAAUCACCAUCAGAUGUUUAAAUACGAUAUCCUGUCUCUACCGGAAGUAGUAUUCCUCACCCUAUCGUCUACAUCCGGGCGCCAAGGAACAGAACGCUGCGUCCGCACAUGCGUACAAGGUCCCUUGGGCAGGACUUGUUCGGCUGUGAUAGGCUCUCUCGCUCCCAGCAUCAGGCCAUAGGGCAACGAGCGGUCUCAGUUUGCGGCCUCUGAGGACUUAAAAAACAGCGCUAGGGUAUUCAUCGCCUCUUUACUUUCUAGAAAUCCUUCCUUACUUUGUAUUCUGUUUUAAGGAUAUGUUUCGUCGGUCAGUGCCACACCUACUGUUAUUGCAAGAGGUAGUAAGAAGACGGAUUCCCUUUGACAAAGCGCUGUGGGCGUUGCUUGAUGUACGACGUCACACAUGACGAUGAUGUCACCAGUAGGGCUGUCCUCCCCGUGUUUUGAGGCUGCCAAAGAGGUGUCUAUUGAUGUUGAAAUCCACAGGCCAGCUAUGUUUGGCUCUCACGUUGUACGUCCCUUGGAUUUUUUGUUGACGGGUGCUUUACGUACGACAGAAACAGAUUGUAAUUGUUGAACAUUGUCUUCUAAGAAUACUCCCGUGUUGAGUCUCUCAACGAUGUAAAUAUGUAUAGGCAGUUUGUGUAAAAGUCUUAAAGAUGACUGCACAUAUUGAUCAUUGUUGUUGGAAUUAUUAUAUACCAGAUGCAAGGUUUAUUUAUAUUUAUUUGAAUUUUAUUUUUGUACACUUAAGUAUCAAAAUACAUGCUUCACUCUAGCA